Astyanax mexicanus (Mexican tetra) is the source of this 1051-nucleotide messenger RNA. It is a transcript of the gene crip3, whose product is annotated as cysteine-rich protein 3. The transcript is spliced from 7 exons. The coding region runs from base 52 to 693 and encodes 213 amino acids. NCBI's taxonomy places the organism in Eukaryota, Metazoa, Chordata, Actinopteri, Characiformes, Acestrorhamphidae. The record is from RefSeq and is a predicted model, not a curated record.
AGCGCUGCUGGACGAGCCCGAGCCUGCGUGGCAGAGCGUCCAUCCUCCAGCAUGACCUCCAAGUGCCCAAGAUGCGAAAAACCGGUGUUUUUCGCGGAGAAGGUGAGCUCUCUGGGGAAGAACUGGCACCGGUUCUGUCUGAAAUGUGAACGCUGUAAUAAGAUUCUGUCUCCUGGAGGCCAUGCUGAGCAUGAUGGACUGCCAUACUGUCACAAGCCCUGCUACGGAACCCUGUUCGGACCAAAAGGUGUGAAUAUUGGAGGGGCAGGGUCAUAUAUAUAUGAAACACCUCCUCAGACGCCAGUCAACAAGACAUGUGAGAGCCCCUCAGACGGCUCGCCCACCACGCCGUGGUCCAACUCACACAUCAAUUACCACCAACCCAAAGUGACAACUGGACCGACGCGGAUGUUUGCUGGUGAGACGUCUCUGUGCCCAGGCUGUGGGAAAGUGGUCUACUUUGCUGAAAAGGUGACGUCAUUGGGUCGGAACUGGCACCGGCCCUGUCUGCGCUGUGAGAGAUGCAAGAAAACACUGACCUCUGGUGGCCAUGCUGAGCACGAAGGCCGACCUUAUUGUCACGUGCCCUGCUACGGGUACCUGUUUGGACCAAAAGGGGUGAACAUUGGAGAAGUAGGCUGUUACGUCUACGAAAAGGACAACAUGGAGAACGAAAUCCCAAGUGAAUAUUAACAGAGCUUAACGAACACCACAAAUAGAAAAGGAUUUUAAUAGUAUUUUUGGCCAUAUGAUACACAGUGUGUGGAAGAUGCAUUUGUAUGUAUGUAAGUUAUUAAGCUAUUUAGUGUAAAAGCUUAAAAGACAAAAAACUAGUGGAAAGCUUUGCAUGCAUCACACAAUGAAGUAAAAAGCCACCAAAUAUAUUCUGAACACACUGAGAUACUUUUUAUUGCCAUUACUACCACAUCCCUACCCAUAUUUAUAAGUGUCACAUUGUAAAAUAGUUAUUCUUUAUACACAAAGAUGCUGAGCUGAGGAUUGUAAAUUAUCAUUUAUUGUAAUGUGUAGAUGAAUAAAAUUUAAAAAUGUA